UUUUAACUUUGUUCAGUGGGUUCAGUGUUGGUUCAGACUGAAUCGUUCAGUGUGUUUUGACUUUUGGCUGGCUGAUUGCAGAACAAACUCGAAGCAACAGCUGGUCGUGAAAGUUAAUGACUUUUGAUGACUCUGAUUACUGAUUAUUACAUACACAUAGUGUACAAUAUACGAUUGACCGGUAUCGUUAUACAAUAAAACAGUUCAGUUAUUGCAAUUGUUAUGUGCAAUUAUGGCCCGUGUUACAUUUAAUUCAUCAACCAAUCUACAGAGGAUCAAAUGGAUCGUUCAGAGAGCCUAUUCCCAAGAAUCAAUCUUCCCAAAAAUUACGACCCAUUAUACCGUUGUGCCCAGAGAAACAGAUUCGAGAUGGAAAGACGUGAGUAUGGAAAGAUAUGUAGACGAAACCGACAUCUUGAUCGUUGGAGGUGGACCAGCAGGGCUGUCUGCAGCCAUUCAAGCUCGCAAAUUAGGCGAAAAGCAUGGGAAAGAUCUAAAAGUCACAGUAGUUGAAAAAGCAUCUACUAUUGGAGGUCAUAUACUCAGCGGGGCUUGCUUGGAUCCUGUAGCACUAAAUGAAUUGUUUCCCAAUUGGAAAGAAUUAGGAGCUCCAUUAAAGACUCCAGUCACUAAAGAUAAAUUUGCGUUCCUAACUGAGAAGAGUAGGAUACCAAUACCGAUUUUGAAAGGAAUGCCCAUGUACAAUCAUGGAAACUACAUAGUUAGAUUAGGUCAUGUCGUGGCGUGGUUGGGCGAACAAGCUGAGGCGAUGGGUGUCGAAUUGUACCCUGGAUACGCUGCAGCGGAAGUUCUCUAUCAUGAGGACGGUUCCGUUAAAGGGAUCGCUACAAACGACGUCGGUAUUGCUAAGGACGGCUCACCUAAGGACACUUUUGAACGAGGAAUGGAAUUGCAUGCUAAGUGCACCAUCUUCGCCGAGGGAUGCCAUGGCCAUCUAACGAAACAGGUUUCGAGGAAGCUGAACUUAAGGAAAGAUUGCGAGCCACAGACAUAUGGAAUUGGUUUGAAGGAGAUUUGGGAAAUAAACCCGGAGAAGCAUAGACCGGGUACUGUGGAGCAUACCAUUGGUUGGCCCCUAACGAAAGACACUUACGGUGGCUCUUUUCUGUACCAUCUCAACGAGGAUACUCCCCUUAUUGCUAUCGGUUUCGUUAUCGGUUUAGAUUACUCAAAUCCUUAUUUGCAUCCCUUCAAAGAGUUUCAAAGAUACAAGCUGCAUCCCAGUAUCAGGCCCGUGCUGGAAGGAGGCAAGAGAAUUGCGUAUGGUGCAAGAGCACUGGUCGAGGGCGGUCUUCAAUCCCUUCCGAAGCUACAAUUUCCCGGUGGUUGCCUAAUCGGCUGCACCGCGGGAUUUCUAAAUGUGCCUAAGGUGAAGGGAACGCACAACGCUAUGAAGAGCGGGAUGCUCGCUGCAGAGAGCGUGGUCGAAGCAAUAAUUAACACUGAGAGUAAUCCGUCACCGACGAAGGGCUUAGAACCUGUUACCUAUACCGAAAAAAUCAAGAACAGUUGGAUUUACAAGGAGCUGAAGGCUGUGCGAAAUAUGAGGCCUAGUUUUCACACAAGUCUUGGAAUAUAUGGAGGUGUGUUGUACUCUGGGUUUUCCAUGCUGAUCGGGGGAAGAGAACCAUGGACCCUCUCCCAUGGAGGGCCGGAUUACAAGAAAUUGAAGUCAGCAUCCGAGUGCACGCCCAUAGAAUACCCGAAACCGGACAACGAGGUUUCUUUCGACCUGUUAUCAUCGGUAGCUCUUACUGGUACCAAUCAUGAAGGAGAUCAACCACCCCAUCUGACUUUGGCCGACGACAGUAUUCCAGUAAAAAUGAAUUUAGCUAAAUUCGCAGGGCCUGAGGGUCGAUUCUGUCCAGCUGGUGUAUACGAGUUCGUGCCUCUGGAGACUUCGAACGGCGAAAGGCUGCAAAUAAAUGCACAAAAUUGUAUUCACUGCAAAACUUGUGACAUCAAGGACCCCAGCCAGAAUAUCAAUUGGGUAGUACCGGAAGGAGGCGGUGGUCCAGCUUAUAACGGGAUGUAAAUUUCGAAUACGAGAUAAUUUUGUACUAUAAUUAAACUAUUUUUUAUAAUCAUUAAUAUACAACAACGAAAUAUUUUAUUUACAA
Molecule: messenger RNA, 2141 nt
Organism: Ceratina calcarata
Lineage: Eukaryota; Metazoa; Arthropoda; Insecta; Hymenoptera; Apidae
Gene: Etf-QO
Product: electron transfer flavoprotein-ubiquinone oxidoreductase
Exons: 8
Coding region: 233-2056 (607 amino acids)
Biological process (GO): electron transport chain
Cellular component (GO): mitochondrial inner membrane
Molecular function (GO): electron-transferring-flavoprotein dehydrogenase activity; iron-sulfur cluster binding
Source: RefSeq, a predicted model, not a curated record